AUGGGUAUUAAAGGACUUCAUGGCCUUCUCAAGUCAAUCCAGAAACCAUGCCACUUGAAGAAGUUCAGCGGACAAACCCUGGGGGUAGACGCUUACGGGUGGUUACAUCGUGGGACGGUGGCCUGCGCCGUCGACCUAGUUCUGGAUAGGCCGACCACAAAACAUAUUGAUUUCGUCCUGAGUCGAGUCCGUAUGCUCCUCUUCUUCGGAGUUAAGCCGUAUCUUGUCUUCGAUGGGGACAACUUGCCAAGUAAGUCCGGUACCGAGCUCGACCGACAGCAGAGGCGUCAUGAGAGCAAAACGCUAGGAAUGGAACUCUAUCGCAAGGGGCGAACCGCAGAGGCGUAUCAAGAGCUCCAGAAGGCUGUGGAUGUAACACCGCUUAUGGCGCGUCAGUUGAUUGAGGAAUUGAAAAAACUGGACAUUCAAUACGUGGUAGCGCCUUACGAGGCCGAUGCACAGCUUGUUUAUUUGGAGAAGCACGGCUUUAUUGACGGCAUUAUAUCGGAAGACUCUGACUUGCUUGUAUUCGGCGCCAAACGACUGUUGUCCAAGCUUGACCAGCAUGGUGAACUGAUUGAAAUCAACCGUGCUGAUUUCACGGCUUGUCGAGAAGUCAGCUUUGUGGGUUGGACGGACGCCGACUUCAGACGAAUGUGUAUCAUGAGCGGUUGCGACUACUUGCCCAACAUUGCUCGCGUCGGGUUGAAGACAGCAUACCGAAGCAUUCGGAAGUACAAAAGCGUGGAGAAGGCGCUUAGGAUGCUUCAAUUCGAGGGCCCGUACCAUGUGCCAGCCGACUACCUUCAGAGCUUCAUGCAGGCUGAACUGACUUUCCUCUAUCAGAGAGUAUUUUGCCCAAAGUCUGGCAAAUUAGUUCCCUUGACAUCACCGGAUGAUGGAGUUAACUUGGAUGAGCUUCCUUUUAUCGGUGCUGAUAUGGAUCCUGAGACCGCUGUCGGAGUCGCGAAUGGUGACCUAGAUCCAACAUCGAAAAAACCCCUACAGUUGGUGAUAAAACCACUGGGCUCAAGCACAGUAGAACAGAACAAACAUAUUGCGUCCCUCAGCCGAAGACAAACAAUUGGCUCGUUCUCGGAUAUAAAACCAUCUAAGCCAAUAAACUCCUUCUUCACCCCGAAACGCGUUCCACUUGCCGAGCUGGAUCCAAAUAGCCUCACUCCAUCGCCAAGUCAGCAACGACUACUUCAUCGUCAUGUCAACAGUUCCUGGGAGCCCUCCCUUGCUCCGUCUCGCCCAUCCGUCGCUAGGUCUACCACCGUUAAUGACUCGUCUAGUCGUCUUUCGAGUCCGCUCGUGAGAAGUGCUGAACGGUCUUUAUUUCUAGCACGCACUUCGAAGUUGACAACUCUGCAGCCUAGCAAACGACAGAGGCUCUGCUCAGAAACAGACGAAGUGAUCGCUGCUAGUACACCAGACUGCCGCAGUCGCUUCUUCGCAGCCAGCUCGAAUGAUGAAACCCCUAGCGGCGGCCAAAAGCUUAAUCGUAGCAAGAAAGCGCGCAAGUCUACUUUAGACGUUUUCUCGGACGAUGCGACCGAAGAUAUUAUGUCACAGAUGCCUGAUCCGAGCGAAGCCGCGAAUAUGACGAAUGAGAAAUUCUCAGCAGCAGGUCACUCCGGUGAAAGCAGCGAACGUGAAGAUGAAGUAACCAAAACAAAUGUUCCAAUUACUACCAGGAGCGAGACCGAGGCCACCCAACUUGAUGCUAAGAAGCAGGCCUACGAGGCUGCAUUUGACAGCAGAACGCUAUCCAGAAAGAUAAGCGCCGCAUCAGAGCCUCAGGUCGUUCCACAGGUUACGGACCAUCAUAUCAAGCGGCAGACCUCGACACUCUCGAAGUAUUCCUUCAAGACUGAUGCUAGUGGAACCCGACCUAAUCCACAGCACUCGGCCGUGAACGGUCCUGAACGGAGUGCUUCGAGCCAGUUGGUUCGCCAAAGAACCUGGACGCCUACACAACCCAAGCGGCUAACCCCAUUACAGCGGUUGGGCCAGAACGCUUUAUACCGAUCACGAUCAUUGAACAACAUGCCGGCCUCACCUACGAUUUCCAGAUCCCCAAGUCGGAUUGAGGACAGGACCAGCGUCAGCUCCGGUGACUGUCCUCCUGCAAUCACUUUACGCACCGGACAGGGUAGCGAGGAUCUCAUAGUCCCAGACAGUGAAGAGGAGGAAGAUGAUUGCGAUGCAGGCGACGACAGUGUUAGCCAAUCUCGAGUAACAGCUUUGGAUCUCAAACGGUUCUCUUUCACGGCGAGAUGA
Aspergillus nidulans FGSC A4 is the source of this 2286-nucleotide messenger RNA. Its product is annotated as putative exonuclease. Gene Ontology annotation, molecular function: DNA binding; 5'-3' exonuclease activity; nuclease activity. The record is from RefSeq and is a predicted model, not a curated record. NCBI's taxonomy places the organism in Eukaryota, Fungi, Ascomycota, Eurotiomycetes, Eurotiales, Aspergillaceae. Gene Ontology annotation, cellular component: nucleus. Gene Ontology annotation, biological process: DNA repair. Bases 1 to 2286 code for a protein of 761 amino acids. The transcript is spliced from 3 exons.